AUGGCCGACGGACUCCCAAGCCACGAGCAUGACGUUUAUCCCAUAGUCACAUACAGCCGUCGGCUCGGUGGUGGUACAGACUACAACGACUUGGAUGAGAGCCUUUCUUACUGGUCAACAGGCUGGUUCCGUUGGCGUAUCUUACCGACGACCAGCGCCUCAAGGGCCAGGUCCGCAAUGUCGCUGACUAUGUCCUAUCGCAUCAGCAGAACGGCGGAUGGCUGGGGCCGAUCGCCCGUGUGGUUGGGAUUGAGCCAGUUGGCAGAAGCGGAGGCGGGGACGGAGUUCGAGGGGAGGAUCCUGGAUGCGAUGCACAGAUACCACGGAACCGUUUCUGGGUCGAUCAUCGGCGACGAGCGGAUCUCCGGGCUGAGACCCGAACCCUUGCUGCACUGGACGCAGGUGAGAAUCAUCUGUGAGACCAAGUACCCGUUUACCCAGCGGCUGGUGUACACCGUCGACGCGGACGGGCCAUUCGACUUCUCCGUACGGAUCCCAGGAUGGUCAGCCUCCCUUACCGUCUCAGCUAAUGGAUCUCCUCUUCGUGGCGCAGCACCUAAUACACGGACCGGCAUGCUCAAGAUCCUCCUGGAUCAAGGCUCAUCAGCAGUCAUCGUAGCUCUGUCUGCAGAAGUCCACGUGCAACGCCGCGCUAACGACACCGUAGCCAUGUACUACGGUAACCUGCUCUACGCGAUUCAGUGCAAUACACACAAACCUCCCAGCCCGCUUAUCCGAGCCUUCCGGGCAACAUACGGGAUUAUGAGCUUCAUCCGCCCAGUUCCUGGGCCUACGCGACCGAUCCCUCUUCCCUAUGAUAUAAUGGGAUAA
Messenger RNA from Aspergillus lentulus, 831 nucleotides. RefSeq lists its product as uncharacterized. Lineage: Eukaryota; Fungi; Ascomycota; Eurotiomycetes; Eurotiales; Aspergillaceae. The record is from RefSeq and is a predicted model, not a curated record.